AUGUUGACCCAUUCAAGGACUGCUUUUCGGAAUGCCCCUCCUAGGCUAUUCGGGCUGAGAUAUCUCUCAAACACCUGCUGUCGGUCCCUAUCCUACGCUACAAACUCAGUCAGAAACAAGCAGCUAAGGGGGGUUGUUGCGGCGGCCGUCCGGACAUAUCAUCCCACAUCAUCUCUCAACACAUCGGAGGGUCACCGCAAGGUCAUCUUGCAAAGCCAAGAGGAACGGCCACGACGCAUUGUGGUUGGAAUCACGGGUGCUACGGGAACUCUUUUUGCCAUACGGCUUCUCGAAAUCCUGCAAGAUCUCGGAGUGGAAACCCAUUUGGUCAUCAGCAAAUGGGCCAUGGCAACUAUGAAGUAUGAGACGCCAACUACCGAGGCAGAUCUUCGAGAGCUCUGCACUUAUUUCUACGCCUCCAGGGAUGUGUCGGCCCCAAUUGCAAGCGGUUCAUUCCUACACGAUGGCAUGAUAAUUGUGCCAUGCAGCAUGAAAACACUUGCCGCUGUACGUAUUGGAUACUGCGAGGAUUUGAUUGCCAGGGCCGCCGAUGUUACAUUGAAGGAAAAUCGAAAACUCAUGCUGGUCAUAAGAGAAACACCUCUAAGCGAAAUUCAUCUUGAGAAUAUGUUGCAUCUACGUCGCUUCGGAGCAACUAUCUUCCCACCAGUUCCAGCAUUCUACACGAGACCUGAAUCGCUGAAUGACUUAAUUGAUCAAAGCGUUGGGCGGAUGUUGGAUAUUUUUGAUAUUCAUACUAAUGGCUUCGAGAGAUGGAACGGGUUUCAAAGGGCUGCAAGGAAGACCGAAAGCAGUCCUGAUAGUCAUUGUUCAAAGUCAGCUGCAUCAGCGACAUAA
This is a messenger RNA of Penicillium malachiteum, 858 nucleotides long. RefSeq names its product UbiX family flavin prenyltransferase. Gene Ontology annotation, molecular function: carboxy-lyase activity. The transcript has a single exon. NCBI's taxonomy places the organism in Eukaryota, Fungi, Ascomycota, Eurotiomycetes, Eurotiales, Aspergillaceae. The record is from RefSeq and is a predicted model, not a curated record. Bases 1 to 858 code for a protein of 285 amino acids.